This is a messenger RNA of Dioscorea cayenensis subsp. rotundata (Guinea yam), 1209 nucleotides long. RefSeq lists its product as uncharacterized. The transcript has a single exon. Lineage: Eukaryota; Viridiplantae; Streptophyta; Magnoliopsida; Dioscoreales; Dioscoreaceae. Gene Ontology annotation, molecular function: zinc ion binding; nucleic acid binding. The record is from RefSeq and is a predicted model, not a curated record. The coding region runs from base 1 to 1209 and encodes 402 amino acids.
AUGGCAUCUAGUUCUUCAUCUACACCAACCCCAGAGAUUUCUCAUGCUUUACUGCCAAUUUUCAAAGGAGAAGGAUAUGAACACUGGAGUUUUAGGAUGAAGACUUUUUUCAGAUCCCAGAGGCUGUGGAAAAUUGUAGAAGAGGGUUUUAGUGAAGAGAAGAAGCCAACUGAGAAAGAGAUGGAAGAUGAUGCAAAGGCUUUUUUCUUGUUGCAACAAGCAGUUGAUGAAUCAAUUCUUCACAGGUUGGUGAGGUUUGAGACAGCAAAAGGAGCUUGGGAUCAUUUAAAGGAAGAAAAUCAAGGGACUUCUCGGAUGGUUUCAGUAAGACAGCAAACAUUGAGGCAAAGAUUUGAUUUACUUCAGAUGAGGGAAGAUGAAUCAAUUCAACAUUAUAUUACAAGUGUUUUGGCAGUGGUGAAUCAAAUUAGAGGUAUGGGAAGUGAAUUAAAGGAAGUUGAUGUAGUUUUAAAGGUUAUGAGGAGUCUAUCUACAAGGUUUGUGCAUGCUGUGACCUCUAUUGAAGAAGCUAGAGAUUUGAAGACAAUGACUUUGGAUGAAUUGAGUGGGUCUUUACAAGCUCAUGAAGCAAGAUUUAAUCAGAUUUCUGAGAAACAUGAGGCUUUUGUAGUUCAAGAUAAUUCAAGAGGUGGUAGAAUGAGAGGAAGGGGAAGACCUUUCAGAGGUAGAGGAAGAUUUGAAGAUAAUUCUAGAGGAAGAGGUGUUCAAAGGCAGGUUGUGCAACAACAAAGGCAGCAAUUUGCUACUGAUAAUAAUACAUGGCAGAGAGGCAGAACUGGUUCAAGGCCAUUUGGAAGAUUUUCAAGAGGCCAAAGGCAGUUUGGUGGACAGAGAUUCAGUAAAGGAGGUUUACAGAAUAUUCAGUGUUUUAACUGCAAGAGGUAUGGGCACACACAGGCUCAUUGUUGGUCGCAAAACAGGAAUUUUGAAAAGGGUUCUAGUUCUAAUUCUCAAGAUGAUGCAAGUACUAAUGAAUAUGGAAGUUUGUUCCUUGUUCAUGGAGGUGAUGAUAGAGUUAUUUCUUCACUUUGGUUGCUGGAUAGCGGAUGCUCAAAUCAUAUGACAGGUGAUAAAAAUUUAUUUCACAGUUUAGAUGAAUCAGUGAAGCACACAGUGAAAUUGGGCAAUGAUAGAGAUGUUGAGGUGUUAGGAAAAAGGAUCGGCCUCAGUUAUGAUGCAAGGAGUUAA